CGGAGGUGUUCCAAGGCUCUUCCACCUCAUCGUGAAUUUUAUCAAAAUAAACUUCGUAAUUCGCCAAAAUAUUCUAUUUUUAACACGGAUAUAGAUACUAUCCACAUAGCUCUACACUUCCGUGUGAUAAAAACGUGUGAUAUAUUAACAAUCAAGCUGCCAUACUUGAUAUUAUGCUGAUUGUAUCAUGAUUUUUAUGUUUUUGUGACAGAAAUGAGAAAGGGUGAACACUGAAUUCAGUCAAAAACCAAGAUGAGUUUCUUUAGAAAAGUGUUUGGUGGAUCCAAUCAUAACCUUCAGAAUGCUACAAGCCCGGAGAGUUCGCAUCCUUCAGGAAUGCAGGCAAUGUCAGCGACACUACAGCGAAAGUUUGCUCGUGGCGUCCAAUACAACAUGAAGAUCAUCAUCCGCGGUGACAGGAACACAGGCAAGACAUGUUUGUUCCAGCGCCUCCAAGGACAGAAGUUCAAAGAGGAGUACAUACCCACUGAAGAGAUCCAGGUUGCGAGUAUACAAUGGAACUAUAAAGCCACAGAUGACGUGGUGAAAGUCGAGGUCUGGGACGUUGUGGACAAGGGCAAAAAGAAAAAGAAGCAAGAUGGAUUAAAGUUGGACAACACGCAGCAGGGGAUUUUGGAGCUCCACCAAAAUGGCGGCAAACCAGUCAAUGGCAGUAUGAAAUUGGUUUAUGAAGAUCCUUGUCUGGAUGCUGAGUUUGUGGACGUCUAUAAAGGAACACAUGGUGUGAUCUUGAUAUUCGACAUAACGAAAUCAUGGACAUAUGACUAUUUAGAACGCGAGAUAGCCAAAGUUCCCCUAAACAUCCCGAUCCUGAUUCUGGCCAACCACCGAGAUAUGGGCCACCACCGCACCGUGUCGGAGGAAAAGGUCAGGUACUUUGUGGAGGAAUCAAUAAAGUCUGGUCAGUUCCCUGCCAUUCGCUAUGCCGAGGCCUCAAUGAGGAAUGGGUUUGGUUUGAAAUACAUCCACAAAUUCUUCAACCUGCCAUUCUUAACACUUCAGCGAGAAACAUUACUAAAGCAGCUCGAGACAAAUUCCCGGGAUAUUGAAUGCACGAUGGAGGAGCUUGAUAUCCAUGAAGAGUCAGAGGAACAGAAUUAUGACCUAUUCUCUGAUAACCUCAGUGUGCGCCGCCGUGAACAGCAAGAGAAACUCUCAGAGAAGGCCAUCAAGGACGCCAAACUGAAAGAGAUAGACACUGCUGAGGCUGCAUUAGCUGCUGCAGCAAGGAAUCCUAAGGAAAAUGGCCCAGUCGCCAAUGUAAAAAUACCCACUACAGUCAAAUCUGCACCGCCGCCAAAGCCUAUUGCUGGCCUAGACCUGACCAGCCCGCUGCCAUCUCCAUUCUCAACAACCUCGACCCAAGCCACCACGCCAAGUCUUACAACUCCUGCCAGUCAUCCAUCAUCCGUCACAACAACGCCUGCCACGACACCACAGACGGAUGGACAGAAAUCGGGCGGAUUCAUGUCAAGGAUAUUCGGAAAGAAACCCCAGGAUCUGAAAGAGGUGGAGCCUGAAUUGAAUGGGAUUGUACUCCUACCGUUCGAGCACUCCUCGACCUCUCCGCCUCCACAGCCAGUCCCUAUAGUUAUCCCAACCAAUUCCACAGGAAUGUCAUCCGUCAAAAGUGUGGAGGAUUUUGUGCCAGAUGGCGGACUUGAUAGUAAAUUCUUAGACGAUACUAAUUUCAAGGAUUCACGGGGCGCAAAAUCAAGUCCUGCUCAUCGCUUCGAGAGUGACAGUGAUGAUGAAGGUCAUAAUCCGAUGGUUGCUGGUUUCCAAGAAGACCUCGACUCAGACGACGAGGCAGUCAUAUCGGCGAAACCAGUCCUGAGUGUCAAUAUCAACGAAUUGGAACUCUCCAGUGACGAAGAUAAUAAAACUCCUGUGAUAAAAGAAGACAAGCACUUUGACUCUGAAGAUGAGGGGAAAAGUUUCGGAAUAUCAAAUAAAAACUCCACUUUAGACUUCGGUGGGCUGGGUAUAAAAAGUGAAUCACGCUCAAUGUCUUCGUCCAAUGAAAAAACUAUGUCAAGUCCAGAUUUGGGACACAAAACGGAUGCUAGUCCAAAAAUUGACUCUCAUGUAAAUAUUGAUAUGAAAACCGACGCGAGUAAACAAGUUGAUAUAGAACGGACUAAUCAUGUUGGGGUGGCCGCCACUAAUCACGUGGAUGAGAGUGAUACUGAAGGGGACGAGGUUGAUAAUGCUAAUCAUAUAAUGGUGCUUCAAGAUGAGGAUAUUACUAGCGGUGAGGAUGAGGGUGUCAAGGUGACGGUUGCCACGGAGACGUUAGCUGUGAAUGGGAUGCUCAGUAAUGAGGAAAAGAACAAAGAAGAAAGCCCCGUCACAUCGCCAGAGAUAGAAUACCCCGGCCUUUCACUCCAGUUCGAGGAUUUAAGUGUCUUAGAAAAGGGCAUGUCGUUCUCAUCUGUGAGUCCAGCAGUCACGCCCUCAACAAAUAGUGAUGUUGCCGCUAGCAGUAUCCAGGAUACUGACACUGAUAGCGUCAACUCAUCAAAAAAGAAAAAGAAGACAAAGAAAGAAAAAGAGAAGGAAGGGAUUGAGGAAAAAUCAACAAAGAAGAAAAAGAAGAAGAAAGACAGAGGCGAGGAAAAUGGUGCUGACUUGAAAAAGUCGAAAGGUCAAAAUCGCGAUCAGGGAGGCGCAGAUUCCGGUGACAAGAAGAAGAAGAAGAAAAAGAAGAAGGAAGAAGGACCACCAAAGAGUGGGCGGCCGGAGAUGGAUGCGCUUGAAGCUUUUCUUGGGCCAGAUACGGGAAAAUCUGGGGGAGCAGGAUAUGAGUCGUUAUGAGGUUUGAAUAGGAAUCAUGUAUGAAGAUUUGGAAUCGGUUCGAAUAAGACAAAGAGGGGACAGACCAGUGGGUAGGUUUGGAGUUGAUCAGCUUUUGUGUGAUACUACACAUGGCAGCACAGGUAUGAUCCUUCUGCCCACAUUCAUCCUACACUCGAGUUCUAAGUCCCUUUGGUGAAUUCUUCAAGAAUAGAGACCUUACCAUUGAAUUCAGUGUCUCCAGCAAGGUGUCUCCAGUGCUCUUUACAGUGUUGAGCUGAGCUUAUUUGGAGGUCUUCAAACUCUGUACCUUCUCUUGUAAGAUAUGUAAAUACUUGUAUGUCUAUUUCCCUGGGAACCUUCCUGUAAUAUUUCAAAUGAAGCUCUUCCUAUGCCUUUGUGCUUAUGGAUUAUUUAUUUUUGGUUAUAAACUCAAUAGAGAUAAAUAGGAAUUGCUAUAAGUGCUAGCACUCAAAAGAAAUAAUGAAAGAAGUUGUACAGAAAAACAGGAUUGUUUUGUACAGUAGAACCUCUCAAUUGAGGACACCUUCGGGACUGACAAGUGCCGUCCAUAAUAAAGAGGUGUCCUGAUAAGAAAGGUCAAAUCGAAUGGAAACAACCAAUUUGGGACUAAAACUAGUGUCCCUAAUAGAGAGGUUGUCCUUAAUAGAGAGGUGUCCGCUAAGGGAGGUUCCACUGUACUUCUUUCAUUCAAUUUCUGCACUCAUAGGAUAAGGUUUCGAAUAUAAAUUGUGAUCCCUGGAAGUAUUCUCCCAUUUCAAGUAUUUUACCCACCUGGACUAUAAUUGGUGAUAUGAAUAAAGACCGGUAAAUGAUUUUACUUUCAUGAAAUAUCUUGUACAAAUAUAUACACCAGCCCUUUCUGUACAGAAUUGAAAUACAGCAUUUACCGGUACUUGUCUUUAUUUGUAUCACCCAAUGAUUUUGUGAUGUACUUGUAUGCUCAUAUGCUGUCCAGUGAUUUUUUUUUUUUAAAGAGUCAUCAAUCUCUGUACAUGUAUGUACAUGUAUGUAAACAACCAAUAGGCUAGGCUCAGGCACUUUCACUUCAAAUCAGGUAAAAUUUGAAAUGCCUGAAUUGGAAAUUGAUAUGAAUGCUCAUAUUUUGAAUUUGCAUACAUAUGUAUUUACUACUUUAUGUCAGUAUCCCUGUUAAAACAUUGCUAUGUGCAUUGCUAUAAUCAUGUAAAUACAUUUGCAGGAAAGUUAUUUUUGUCAUCGUGAUUCCUUUUCGAUAGUUCAAAGAUUGGUUGAUUUGUCAUGUACGAUGUAAAUAAACUGAUUUAUAAAAAGGAAA
Molecule: messenger RNA, 4135 nt
Organism: Lineus longissimus
Lineage: Eukaryota; Metazoa; Nemertea; Pilidiophora; Heteronemertea; Lineidae
Product: rab-like protein 6
Exons: 15
Coding region: 253-2838 (861 amino acids)
Cellular component (GO): cytosol; nucleus
Molecular function (GO): GTPase activity; GTP binding
Source: RefSeq, a predicted model, not a curated record